CUCACCAGGAGAAAACGCUGGCGCCUCUGCAGGGUCCGGGUCUUCAUCGUGGGCGAUGAGGACAACAUGGAGGCAGGACGCAACGCGAUGAUCUCAUUGCUGAGGAGGUUCCGUCUGGAUUUUGAUGACGUCAUCGUGAUGACAGACAGCGAGAAGCCUCCGCUCGCCAAGAACCUGAGUAGGUUUGAAGACAGUGUCGCCCCCUUCAGGCUGCAUGAUGAACAGCAGCAAGACGUCUCAGUUCAGGAGUUAAGGGCCCCGGGGAAGAUAUCUGACAAGGAGUUUGAGGCCUUCAAACUUAAGUCGGAGAGAAAAGUGCGGCUGAACGAAAUCAUCCGGAGGAAUUCACAACAUGCCGCCCUCGUGCUUCUGAGCCUCCCGGUGCCUCCCAGUGAUUGUCCCAGUGCUCUGUACAUGGCCUGGCUGGACACUCUGACCUGCGGCCUGCACUGUCCCGCAGUCCUGAUACGAGGGAACCAGCAGAACGUCCUCACGUUCAACUGCCAGUAAAGACUGAGUCAGAGCGAUGGACGACUCUCACAGACACGGAAGGUUUGAGAUACGAAGUCACAGCGAUGGGAACAGAGGGAACAGAGAGAACAGAGAGA
This is a messenger RNA of Paralichthys olivaceus (Japanese flounder), 608 nucleotides long. The record is from RefSeq and is a predicted model, not a curated record. NCBI's taxonomy places the organism in Eukaryota, Metazoa, Chordata, Actinopteri, Pleuronectiformes, Paralichthyidae.